This is a messenger RNA of Quercus robur (English oak), 1134 nucleotides long. RefSeq lists its product as uncharacterized. The record is from RefSeq and is a predicted model, not a curated record. Bases 279 to 962 code for a protein of 227 amino acids. The transcript has 6 exons. Lineage: Eukaryota; Viridiplantae; Streptophyta; Magnoliopsida; Fagales; Fagaceae.
AUUUUUGAGAAAGUAUCUUGUGAGAUGAUUUUGGAGAGACUUCUUUUUUAAUGGACGAUACUAAAUUCUAAAUUCUGUUAAUGACCCAUUGAGCUCAUUGAGUAGCCACUGGUCCAGUGUCCACUGGACCACAAAUUAUUGAGAACUACUACCCAAAUGGUUUACUAUAAAAUAGAAAAGAGAGAGGGAAAGAGAACGCAAAGCUUACACAGCGUGUAGAGAAAGAGCCUCCUACUACACGGUGUGUAGAGAAAGAACUGAGACUGAGAAUAUUGGCCAUGGAAACCACGUCGUUUACACGCAACAGAUACUGGGUCCUGAGGCAUGGCAAGAGCAUUCCAAAUGAGAGAGGCCUUAUUGUCUCCUCCUUGGAAAAUGGUACGCUUGCUAAAUAUCAAUUGGCGCCUGAAGGUGUUAAGCAAGCAGAGUUGGCUGGAGAGUUAUUUCAAAAGGUGCUGAAGGAAAAUAACAUACCACUUGAAAAUGUCCGCAUUUGUUACUCUCCAUUUUCGAGAACAACUCACACGGCUAAAAUUGUUGCAUCUGUGUUGAAUCUUCCAUUUGAAGGUCCUCAAUGUAAGGUGAUGGAAGAUCUUCGAGAACGCUUCUUUGGUCCUUCAUUUGAACUUAUGUCACAUGAUAAAUAUGCAGAGAUAUGGGCUUUAGAUGAGAAAGAUCCAUUCAUGAGGCCAGAAGGUGGAGAAUGUGUUGAUGAUGUUGCUUCUAGGCUUGCAAAUGCUUUGGCAACUAUAGAGUCAGAAUUUCAAGGAUGUGCAGUCUUGAUUGUUAGCCAUGGGGAUCCCCUCCAAAUCCUGCAGACAAUACUCAAUGCAGUUAAGCAGCAAACAGUAUCCAGUAGUAAUGACUUGGCGUCAAGAAUACAAGCAGUUAGAGUGCCUUCCAUCUUGUCACAGCACCGGAAACAUGCGCUCCUCACUGCAGAGCUCCGUGUGGUUAUAUAAACUUAAGUUGUAGCCUUAGAGCCAAUGCCAAGGACCUUGACUGAAUUUAAACGAUGUUAUUGUUAGAAUCAAAUUUCUGGGAAUAAUUUGAAUGUAUUUUUGCAGCAGGAUGAUGACAAUAUUAAUGCUAUAAGAUUACUAAUUAUCAAGUAAGAGUUAGUCCGAUUCAUCA